AUGCAUAGGUAUAGAGAUAGGGUGAACGGUAUCAUUGCCUUGAUCUGAUUUUUUUUUAUCUAAAGAGCGAUUGCACCUCUUUUCGAACACACGAGUAGUGAACGACAUACAUUGGAUACUUGCAUUGCCAAACUGCUUUUGUAAACUGAUGUUUUUAUCUCAAGGUAAAAACUUUGAUUAAAAAUGUCGUGUAUAUUGGUCAAAAAGUCGACUAACAUAAAUUACAUAAGCCUCCUGCUUCAGAGAUCGAUUUUUGUAAUUUUACAAAAGCAGUGCCAUAGUUCUGCUGAUUCAAGCAGUCCACUGGAAGUUUUGAAGAAAAAAGUUUCCAAGGGAGCAUUGUUGCAUGAUUCCCAUCAGUUAAAGAUAUCGGAAGAGUUGCAAACAGUUUAUGAAAGCGUAAAAAACUAUGUACCUGAAAAACCAAGUCUAUUGUCCAAGUGGAUUGGCAAAGGCAAGAAAAAGAAAAAAGCACCAAAGGGACUCUACCUCUAUGGAGCAGUAGGUGGAGGUAAAACAAUGUUGAUGGACCUUUUCUAUAAUUGUUGUCAGAUGAAAAACAAAAAGAGAGUUCACUUUAAUUCUUUCAUGCUGGAUGUACAUAGCAGAAUACAUGAAGUUAAAAAAGGCGUUGUCCGAGAUCAUAGUACUACGAAGCUUCAGCCUUUUGAUCCAAUACCACCUGUGGCGGCUUCCAUAACUGAGAACACAUGGCUUCUUUGUUUCGAUGAGUUUCAAGUUACAGAUAUCGCUGAUGCCAUGAUACUUAAAAGAUUGUUUACUGAGCUGUUUGACAAUGGAGUUGUAGUUGUUGCAACGAGCAAUAGAAAACCAGAUGAUUUAUACAAAAGUGGGUUGCAAAGGGGAAAUUUUAUACCGUUUAUUCAAGUAUUGAAAGAUCAUUGCAAUGUGUGCACUCUGGACUCUGGAAUAGAUUACAGAGCAAAAGCUCUUUCUGGAAAUGAAGAGCAUUACUUUAUACAGGGAGAAGAAUCUGAUAAAAAUAUUGAGAAAAUAUUUAAAUAUUUGUGUUCAAUGGAAAACGAUGUUGUGAGGUCGAGAAUCCUCAGCAUCAAAGGAAGAAAUGUUACCUUCAGCAAGACUUGUGGUCAAGUUAUGGAUUCUACUUUUGAAGAAUUAUGUGAUAGACCACUCGGUGCUAGCGAUUAUAUUGAAAUAUGCCACGCUUUUCAUACAGUCAUUAUCCGUAAUGUUCCUUUACUUAAUUUAAAACUUAAAUCCCAAGCAAGACGAUUUAUUACUCUCAUUGAUACCAUGUAUGAUAAUAGAGUAAGAGUCGUGGUAUCUGCAGCUGCUCCUUAUAAUAAGUUGUUUGUUCCGGAGGAAGAAGAUCAGUAUACUGAUGAAAAACGAAUAUUAAUGGAUGAUUUAAAAAUAUCACACGGAACAGACGAUCAUCAAUCAAAUAUAUUCACAGGUGAAGAAGAAUUAUUUGCAUUCGACCGUACAGUGUCUAGACUGGCGGAAAUGCAAACUAAUGCAUACUGGAAUGAAUGGGAGCAUCAUAGAUAACGAUGUUACACGCUAGUCAUGAUUGUUUUUACAUAUACUUAACGUAGAUCGUUAAUUAAACGAAUCGAGGUACAAAUAUUUCCAAGGACGAAAUAUUUUUUUUAGACGUCAACCGUUGUAUUACUGUUGUGAUACUCAUAAAAUGCCUGUACUUACACAAUUACAAAAAAAAAAUAAUAAUAAUUCUGUAUGAUUGACCAUAUUGUUGAAAACCUGCCCCUAUUUAUUUAUUUAUUUUUAUUCCUACUGUAAAACAAGAAACAACGAUUUUAUGUAAAUAUGUACAUGUCCGUUCAGAAAUUCAUAAAAAAAUAAAUUGCUUUGUUUAAAGCAACUCUAUUGAAAA
Copidosoma floridanum is the source of this 1879-nucleotide messenger RNA. RefSeq names its product putative ATPase N2B. The record is from RefSeq and is a predicted model, not a curated record. Gene Ontology annotation, cellular component: cytoplasm; mitochondrion. Gene Ontology annotation, molecular function: ATP binding; ATP hydrolysis activity. NCBI's taxonomy places the organism in Eukaryota, Metazoa, Arthropoda, Insecta, Hymenoptera, Encyrtidae.